Arvicola amphibius (Eurasian water vole) is the source of this 483-nucleotide messenger RNA. Its product is annotated as transformer-2 protein homolog beta-like. The transcript has a single exon. Gene Ontology annotation, cellular component: spliceosomal complex. Gene Ontology annotation, biological process: positive regulation of mRNA splicing, via spliceosome. The record is from RefSeq and is a predicted model, not a curated record. Lineage: Eukaryota; Metazoa; Chordata; Mammalia; Rodentia; Cricetidae. Gene Ontology annotation, molecular function: RNA binding. Bases 1 to 483 code for a protein of 160 amino acids.
AUGUCCACCCGAAGGCACCAUGUUGGAAAUAGGGCAAAUCCUGACGCCAGCUGUUGUCUUGGGGUGUUCGGAUUGAGCACCACAGAAAGAGACCUGAGAGAAGUGUUCUCUAAAUAUGGCCCCAUUGCUGAUGUGUCUAUUGUGUAUGACCAGCAGUCUAGAUGCUCAAGAGGAUUUGCCUUUUUGUAUUUUGAAAAUGUAGAUGAUGCUAAGGAAGCUAACGAACGUGCCAAUGGAAUGGAGCUGGAUGGACGUCGAAUUACGGUCGAUUUCUCUAUAACAAAAAGGCCCCAUACCCCAACACCAGGAAUUUACAUGGGGAGACCGACUUAUGACAGCUCACGCCUCUGCGAUUUUUAUGACAGAGGAUAUGAUCGGGGUUAUGAUGACCAGGACUAUUACAGGAGAUCAUACAGCGGAGGUGGUGGAGGAGGCGGCAGAUGGAGGGUUGCUCAAGACAGGGAUCAAAUUUACAGAAGGUGA